Molecule: messenger RNA, 7349 nt
Organism: Ahaetulla prasina
Lineage: Eukaryota; Metazoa; Chordata; Lepidosauria; Squamata; Colubridae
Gene: ALOX5
Product: arachidonate 5-lipoxygenase
Exons: 13
Coding region: 5265-7079 (604 amino acids)
Biological process (GO): linoleic acid metabolic process; lipid oxidation
Cellular component (GO): nuclear envelope
Molecular function (GO): protein binding; arachidonate 5-lipoxygenase activity; iron ion binding
Source: RefSeq, a predicted model, not a curated record
AAAGCCAAAGAAUUUUAAACUCCAAAGUUAAGUGUCUCUUGCCAUUCACAUGUCAGCAUUGAAAUAAAUGUACAGGAAGUCCUCAACUUACAAAUAUUUGUUUAGUAACUGUUCGAAGUUACAACAGCACUGAAAAAAGUGACUUAUAACCUGUUUUCACACUUAAGACCAUUGUAGCAUUUUGAUGGUCAUGUGAACAAAAUUUAGGUGCUUGGCAACGGGCAAGUAUUUAUGACAGAUGCAGUGUCCCAGGAUCAUUUGUAACCAUCCUAUCUGGCUUCCAACAAGCAAAGUCAAUGGGGAAAGUGAGAUUCAUGUAACAAUCAGAUGAUUCACUUAACAACUGCGGUGGUUUACUUACCAAUUGUGGCAAAAAAGGUCAUAAAAUGGGGUACAGCUCAACUGUUUUGCUUAGCAACAAAAAUUUUAGGCUCAAUUAAGAUGGUAAGUUGAGGACUACUUUUUGAUAUAAAUCUCAUAUUUAGUCUUCUUUGUAUAUAUUUUCAAGAUAUCAGUUUGAGUUUUUCAAUGAUAGGCAUCUAUUUCCUAAUUAACCAUAUUUUGUUCUUAUUGCAAGAACUACUAUUACUAUUUCAUAUAAAAGAUUCCUUUUUGUUUUAUUUUAUGCAGAUUUCCACUGGAAAUUGAGGUAAUAAUGAGGAUAAUACUUCAAGAAAAUAUUGCACAGGGCAAAUGGGGCUGUUGAAACUGCCACGGUUAGGUAGUGUGGGUUUUUUUUAAUUAAUGGCCACAUUAUUUAAUGAUGAAUUUCUGGUCUUAAUUAGCAUAAUUAAGCAAGGACUACCUGUAUGAGGAUUCCUGCACUGGGCAUUCGGUUGGACUAGAACCUCCUUUGAUUCCUAUCAUUCGAUGUUGUAUUAUUUUUAGAAGCUGCCAAUUCCAGAACAACUCUAGAGAUAGAAACCAGUAGAGGUCUGGAAUUGAAGUAUAUUAAUAAUUUGCACUUUUUCCUCAGGAUUUCCAGCUAUCUGUCACCUGAUACAUCAUGGUAUAAUAAGAUUGCCAAAACUCAGUAAGUUAGGUCUGAUUAGGAGUGCUCUGGCAGCUCUGUCUACAAAUAAACCUGUCCAGAAUUUUCUUCCUGCUGUGUUUCAAUACUGUUGUAUUACAGUAAUACAAUACAGCAAUUACUAAUCAACAUUUCAUUAAUUGUAUCCAAACUAAUUGCUAUAUAAAGCUAGCUGAUUCCAUUUGUUAAGGUUGCAUGUUGUGCUGGCCAACAUCAUUUCAUCCCAAAUUCAAAGCAUCCUUUUGCCACCAGCACAAAAUGAAAAAAAUAACUCCAGACCUCUUCAUUUUACUCAGUGUUUGUUAAAAGAAAAACAGAAGUUGUUUGAAAACAGUAUGUUUUUAUAUAUUGUAUGUAUGUCUCUACUGCCUUAUAUACAAAUUGAUGCUGGAUAUUUAUAAGGCAUACUAACCUGAAACAACUCUGAUAAUACAUUUUGAUAUCUCACUAAAAAAGGAUAAUUACAUACAUAGAAAUGAUAGAUUUGUUGUGGUCAUAUAAAUUUUCUCUAUUGAGCUGUUUCUUCCAAAACAAGAGUUGUAUAGAUGGAAGUUUUCCCUGUGUUGUAUCAAACAUCCUGUUCAGAAAUGUUUAUAGUUUUGUUUUAAAUACAAGUCAAGGUUGUGUUGGGAACACCUGGAGAAGAGAGAAGUACACAGCUUUGAUCUGCUGUUCCUGUAACAUUAUUCAUUUUCUCUGGUUUUUUGCUUUAUUGUAAACUGGAAUAGUCAAAAUAUUCUCUUACACUGGCUAAUCUGAAAUGGUACAUCAGACAUAUCCAGAAUGAGACAAAAUUAUUUUCCAUUUCAUACACAGCUGAAUUAAGCUCCUGGCAAAUUCAGGCAAAAUGGCCAGUGGUAAAAGUAAUUAUCUGAAGUAAUUCAGGAAUUUGAAGGACUACAAAUUUCUCAGCUUAUUCUAACUUUUAGCACUAAUUAAUUUCCUGAUGGUUGGCUUUUCAAUGGUUUGAACCACAGAACCAGAUUUAGAUAUAAAUUAAGAUAUACCUUAGGGCAGGGAUGAGCAAUUACCAAAUUUUUUGCACUAUAAGACACACUGGACCAUAAGACACACAUUAGCUUUAUAGGAGGAAAAAAGAAAAAAAUCUGCCUCUGCCUCCCAGCAGCCAUCUGGUAUUCAUCUGGUUAGUGUCCUUGCAGCAAACAGCCUGGUCAGUUUCAAUAUGUUACCCCAGCACUUGGCUUGUUAGGGCUCCGCUCUGUUGUGGCCACCACUGGUCAACUGAGCUGAGCUGCCACUGUCACUGGAGAACACUGCAGCCUAUGCUGCCGAUUGGUGGUUGGAUCAGCCUCCUCGAAUACCACCGAUCAGCUGUUCUAGAUGGCAGGGAUUGCUGCUGCUGCCUAGAAAGGUGAUAGGCGGUAUUUUGGGAGGCUGAUCCAACCACCGAGCAAAGGCUCCACCGAUCCCUGGUGGCAGCGAAUGGCAGCAGGGAUGACAGGUAGCAGUGAACACCACCACCACACCAACCUCCCUCCCUCCCACCACAAUAUUCACUCUUAAGACAGACAUUUCCACCCACUUUUUUGGGAGGAAAAGUGCAUCAUAGUGUGAAAAAUACGGUAAUUUUUCCAAGGGAUCACAUGAUGAAUUGGGGUGUUGUGGAGGGCUAAACCAAUAGCUUCUGUCUCUGCUCUACCUACUCAUACACAAGCUCCUUCUUUGAUUGAGGUAAAGCCCAGGUCCCCUCACAAGAUGACCACUGCUCUAGGCAAGGUGUGAGCACUAUGCAGGCAUAGGAAAACACUUCUCACUUUUCUGCUGCCACCAGCCAACUGAAGGAAUGCACAGUGACUGCAAAGAGGGAGUCAACCUGGCUUCUGCCCCUGUGGCAGGCUUAUUUAUAUUUAAUAUCUAAUUUCCAAUUGACCUCACAUGAGCCAAAUAAGGAUGGCCAAAAGGCCGGAUGUGGACUGGGGGUCGUUAGAUGUCCAGGUCUGCCUUAGGGACUCAUGGUCCGAAGAGCCUUUUCAACAUUUCUGAUUUUUUUUUUCAUUUGUUAAAAGUUGUGAUUCUAUAUAUGAAAUUACUUACAGGCAAAGACCAGUAUUUAAAAUAUUUUACCAUGCAUCAAAUAUAAAACAAUAAAAAACAUACCUAUAUUUAUAUGAGAACCUAUAUUUAUAUUGCUCACAUGAUCCUCAUUAAGGUCUACUUUGUUUCUACAUGCAUUUAACCUGUUCAGAGAAGGUUUUGUUAUAUUUGCAGCAUUCUUAAGUUCAAUUUUUUUACACAGCCUUAUUUUCUCUUAGCAUUUGCCAAAUAGUUUCUACAGCAGCUGUAUCCAACCUGCAGCCCAUGGGCCUUAUGCCUCUGGGUGACUAGCAAUGUGACCUCAGAAGAUCAUAAGCUUUUAACAUUAUACGAUUUAUAUAAAUUAUAUAUUUUCUCUUCACUCACUGUGGCCCUGGCAAAUCAAAAGGCAAAUCACCCAUGCUCUAUAUCAGGGUGUCAAACUCAUGUCGUCACAUGAUGUAUUGCGACUUGCCAGAGGCUUGGAGGCACAGUGGUUAGAGUGCAGUAUGUCAGGCUACUUUUGCUGCCUGCAGUUUAGCAGUUCAAAUCCUACCAGGCUCAAGGUUGACUCGGCCUUCCAUCCUUCUGACGUGAGUAAAAUUAAGGACCCAAAUUGUGGGGGGCAAUAUGCUGACUGUAAAUGGCUUAGGGCUGUAAAAGCACUGUAAAGGGAUAUAUAAGACUAAGUGCUAUUGCUGUUUUUUCCCCUUCGCUAAACCAGGGAUAGGCAUAGCCAACGCAUGACACAUCCAGCCUGCAGGCCGCAAAUUUGACACCCCUGCUCUACAUCUUUCCACCAGUCAAGGUUUUUGCCAUGUCUAGAUUUGCUGAAAGGAAUACAAAAGAGAUUUAUAUGUUAGUUUAUUACCAGGAUAGAUCAGGCAAAAUUUGAUUGUACUUUUAUGUCAGUAUUUAAUUUGUUUCUGAAACUGGCUUUAUUUAAGAAUUUGGAAUAAUGGAAAAUACAUCUGACUUAAUUUUCAAAACAUUGUUUUAUAUAAUGAAUAUAUUUCAUAAUUAUAUAGGUUCAUGCCUUCAGGCUUUGCUUUGAAAUACAAAUAAGCAGUACAGUACUCAUCAGACAUUAAAGACAACAUCUAUUAUAUUUUUCAUGUAUUUAUGAAGUCAGAUUCUUUGCAAUAUAAGCCACAAUAAUGAGUAUUUGUAUGACAUUGUGACCUAUUCCGGUUGAUUAACCAAUCAUCUUUUCCAAUAUUAAUUUGUUUGAAGAGAAACGAUAGGGCAUUCAAUUUGAAAAAAAUACUGUUCUUGUAAUGGAGAAAUCUCUGAAAUACUAUCUCACGUUCUUUCAUAUUGCAAAAAUGUCCAGUUGCAUUUAGUAAUACCUCAUCUAUAACACUCAAAUUUCCACAGCCAUUGGAUUCAUUUUAUGAUGAAUUCGUUUUCUUUCUGUUUAUAAGCUGGUCUAUGACUAUAAUAUUUAAUCUUUAUUCAGUUUGAACUUUUAGGUACUUAGAGAUACUGUAGUCACAUUCACCAUGGAAGAGUCAUUGUCUACAGUUAAAAGCUAUUCAAAGUACGAUUUGAUUUGCAAGUACUGAUUUAAUUUGCUUCUAUUGUCUUACUGCAAAGUUAAUUAAGAACUGGUUGCCUCAGUUAUUUUAAAGUAACUGCCUAAUAGCAAACAAAAGCACUUUUCUUAACUGUAAUAAAAAUUAAAAUAAAAGCAGCAAGUGAUAUUUUUAGCCAGAACUUAAUUACAGAUAAAAGAAAAUAUUAGCAUCUUUGGUUAUUUUUACAACUGAAAAACUGGUAAGCCACAUUUAGGUCAAAUAGAAAAAGUUGGAAAAGGGAUAUCAAGCAUACAAAACGAAGAUUUAACGAAGAUUAAAUCUGAUUUAGUUCCCGUACCACUUAAGAGUGAUUUAGGCAGGCAGAAACGUUUAGACAAUGAUAUUGUAUUUUGCUGCAAAUUCCAUCUGUUCCAUGGUAUACGUUUUCUACUACACUGUAAAAAUAAAUAUCAUUUAGAGGUACCCUAAUCAGACUUCGAGAUUUAAUUUCAGAAAUGAGAAUAUACACGCUUUGUCAACCAUUAUUUCCCCACCCCUUCUGGGCGGGAAAAGCGAGAUGGCUGGUUGUGACUGCCAAUUUGUUCCGCCCAUAGAAUUGCUACCAUCCUUCCAUAAAUUGUGAAUUUAUUUGCAAAGUGGAGCACUACUACUGAGCUCUAGUCAUGCCAUCCUACUUAGUGACAGUGGCGACGGGAAAUCAAUGGUUCGCAGGGACCGACGACUAUAUCUACCUUACUUUGGUGGGCUUAGCCGGCACGAGCGAGAGACAUCUGCUUGACAAGCCGUUCUAUAAUGACUUCGAGCGCGGUGCUACUGAUACUUAUGAAGUUACAGUGACAGAGGACUUGGGGGAAAUCCAACUGAUAAAAAUUGAAAAGCGGAAGUACUGGUUUCCUGAUGACUGGUACCUUAAAUAUAUCACUGUGAAAACACCAGUUGGUGAUUACCUGGAGUUUCCAUGUUACAGGUGGAUUACAGAUGAAAAAGAGGUGGUUUUCCGAGAUGGUCGAGCCAAGCUUUUUGAUGAUGAGAAAACUCAAAUCCUUAAGCAUCACAGACGUAAGGAAUUGGAAGAACGCCAGAAGUUGUAUAGAUGGGCAGAAUGGCAUCCAGGUUUUCCUCUGAAUAUAGAUGCCAAAUCUCAUAAGGAAUUGCCUCGCAACAUCCAAUUUGACAGUGAAAAGGGAGUCGAUUUUAUCUUGAAUUACACCAAAGCAAUGGAAAAUCUCUAUAUCAAUCGUUUCAUGCAUAUGUUCCAAUCCUCCUGGAGCGACUUCGCAGAUUUUGAGAAGAUCUUUGUCAAAAUAAGUAAUACAAUAUCUGAAUAUGUAAUGCAGCACUGGCAAGAAGAUUUUAUGUUUGGAUACCAGUUUCUGAAUGGCUGCAAUCCUGUAUUAAUUAAAAAAUGCAUAGAACUACCAAAAAAGUUCCCAGUGACCACAGAAAUGGUAGAAUACAGUUUGGAGAGAAAUCUAACUCUGGAGCAGGAAAUAAAGCUAGGAAAUAUUUUCAUUGUGGACUAUGAACUUCUAGAUGAUGUUGAAGUCAAUAAGACAGACCCCUGCACAAUACAGUAUUUGGCUGCUCCUAUCUGUUUAUUGUAUAAGAAUUUAGAGAAUAAAAUUCUCCCUAUUGCAAUUCAGAUAAAUCAAGCUCCUGAACAAAGCAAUCCUAUUUUCCUUCCAUCUGAUGCUAAAUAUGAUUGGUUAUUAGCCAAAAUAUGGGUACGUUCUUCUGAUUUCCAUAUACAUCAAACUGUGACUCAUCUGCUUCGGACUCACUUAAUUUCAGAAGUUUUUGCAGUGGCUAUGUUCCGACAAUUGCCUGCAGUCCAUCCUCUCUUUAAGCUCUUGAUACCUCAUGUACGGUUUACAAUAGCUAUAAACACCAAAGCUCGAGAGCAACUUAUCUGUGAAUAUGGACUUUUUGACAAGGCAAAUGCCACUGGAGGAGGUGGGCAUGUGCAAAUGGUCCAGCGAGCAAUGAAACAUCUUACCUACAGCUCUCUCUGCUUUCCUGAAGAAAUCCAGUCAAGACAUAUGGAAAGCAAUGAGGAUAUUCCAUACUACUACUAUCGGGAUGAUGGAGUUAAAGUAUGGGAUGCAAUCAAAAGUUUUGUGACAGAUAUUAUUAAUAUAUAUUAUGGAAGUGAAGAAGCAGUGUGUGAAGACUUGGAACUCAAGGCUUUUGUGAAGGACAUCUUUGUCUAUGGGAUGAGGAGCAACAAGGAUGCAGGAUUUCCUAAGGCAAUUAAGACACGGGAAAAGCUUUCUGAAUAUCUUACCAUAGUGAUAUUUACAAGUUCAGCACAACACGCAGCUGUAAAUUUUGGUCAACUUGCCAACAGACUAGGGGGAAGGGAGGGAGAGAUUGGAAUGUGCAUUCCAGACAAUAACAAGAAAUGGUCCCAUGAGAACGAAGGACAUUUCAACUGGUGUUCAGCAGAUCUUUCUACAACAACACCUAACAACACCUAGACACCUAAUUGAACAACGUGACCUACACUAAUCGGAGGAGGGAAGAGUCUACAUUUUAAUUAUACUGAAUUGCCUGGGUUUUCGCUUGCAUGCUGUUCCGAAAUGAUGUACUCAAUAAAGCUUUGCAUUAAGAGAUUUGUUUGUCUCAUCAGUGCUUCCUGGGUUGGGUUUGUCCGUUGCUUGCCCCCCUCACAAAAUCAUCCCCUCUUUUCCCCCUCCCCCAGAAUGGUUGGUCGCCAGUCCAGAAAAGUUGGAGAACUCUGGUAUACU